This is a messenger RNA of Syngnathus typhle (broad-nosed pipefish), 6488 nucleotides long. RefSeq names its product BCL11 transcription factor A a (gene bcl11aa). Lineage: Eukaryota; Metazoa; Chordata; Actinopteri; Syngnathiformes; Syngnathidae. The record is from RefSeq and is a predicted model, not a curated record. Gene Ontology annotation, molecular function: RNA polymerase II cis-regulatory region sequence-specific DNA binding; DNA-binding transcription factor activity. The transcript has 3 exons. Gene Ontology annotation, biological process: regulation of transcription by RNA polymerase II; negative regulation of dendrite development. Bases 342 to 3068 code for a protein of 908 amino acids. Gene Ontology annotation, cellular component: nucleus.
GGCGGAGGGGGGCUUUUGCCAUUUUUUUCCAUCGCUCUCCCCUCUCUCCUCUCCUCUCCUCUCUCUCCAUCCUCAUACACACACACACUCUCUCUCUCUUUUCUCCGAUCUUCUUUCUCAAAAAAGCCAUGAAGGCGAUCCCGCGAUCCAUCUUUGCCUCCGCGCCAUCUUUGUAUUAUUUGUAAUUAGUUUUUAAUUUCCCCCCGCAAUUAUUUUUGUUGUUGUUGUGUGUGGAUGACGAAGGCGCCGGAUGAAGACAUUCUUUUGCCCCACCGGAGUCUCCAAUGUGUAACCCCGGCUCUUCCCGAUGUGAUCCGCACUGAGCGCCGCCGCCAGCCACCAUGUCUCGCCGCAAGCAAGGCAAACCUCAGCACUUAAGUAAACGGGAUUUCUCGCCCAAUCCCCUUUCCACGGCAGCGGUCUUACCGGAGGAAUUGUCAGAGCGCUGCUCGGAGCACUCGGAGGGGAGCAGCAGCUUCAACGGGCACCGCGCGGGCUCAACCUUAGGUCGGCUAUCGCGACUGGGUCACGACCCGCACCAUUCGCCGGAACAGGACCUGCUCACCUGUGGCCAGUGCCAGGCCACGUUCCCCUUGGCGGACAUCCUGCUCUUCAUUGAGCACAAGAGGAAGCGAUGCCAUGGUCCCCCCUGUCUGACUGUGGGCCGAGGACUGGACAAGCCCCCCUCCCCCUCCCCGGGCCUGGCCCUGACCCCGUCUCCCGCCUUGAACUCUCUGCGCAGCCGAAGGCCCGUGGAAGUUGGCAUCCAGGCCACGCUGGCAGACGACGACGACCGCUUCUCGUCACCUCGUAGAAUCUUCCCCAAACAGGAGCUCCUCCCAGGCAAAGAAGAACCGACAACCUACACAUGCACUACUUGUAAGCAGUCGUAUGGCAGUGCCUGGUUCCUGCUGCAGCACGCCCAGAACUCCCAUGGUUUCCGCAUCUACCUGGAAAGUGAACAUGGCAGUCCUCUCACCCCACGAAUGGGUGGGCCUUCCUCCUUGGGUGGGGGCGCAGAUUGCCCCUCUCAUCCUCCCCUUCACGGCCUCCAUCUGCCUCCCGAUUCAAGCCCUUUCAAUCUCCUCCGAAUCCCAGGCUCAGGCUCAGGGGGAAGGGACAGCGUAGGAGCAGGAAGUACACUCGGGGUUGGCGGUGGGCUCCAUCAUCAUCAGCGUUUUCCUCCCACACCACCUAUCUUCAGCCCCCCUCCAAGGAACCACCUGGACCCCCACCACCUGAGCCCGGAGGAGAUGGUGCUGGCAGCCCACCAUCCGAGUGCCUUUGACAGGGUGCUGCGCCUCAAUGCCCCUCUUCCCAUGGAGCCCCCUCCAACAAUGGACUUCUCACGGCGGCUUCGGGAGCUGGCGGGUAACACCUCAGGAUCCACUCCCCCUUUAUCCCCCAGCCGGCCAGGCCCCAUGCAACGCUUACUCCAGCCAUUCCAGACAAGUCUGGGAAGCAUGGGCACGGGAGGCGGCGGUGGCAACAAGACUCCGUAUCUUGCAACUCCACCGCCUCUGCCAGGUUCCAUGCAGUCCCCCGUGGGCUCUCAGACCACUCCUACCACUCCACUUCCCUCUGCAGGGGCAACACCCUCAUCCAACACUCCAAUGAAAUCCAAGUGUUGCGAGUUUUGCGGCAAAGCGUUCAAGUUUCAGAGUAAUCUAAUAGUGCACCGGCGCAGCCACACAGGAGAAAAGCCGUAUAAAUGCCAUUUGUGUGACCAUGCUUGCACACAGGCAAGUAAACUGAAGCGCCAUAUGAAAACUCACAUGCACAAAUCCUCCUCGCCAAACACAGGCAAGUCAGAAGAUGGACUUUCGACUGCCUCCUCUCCAGAGCCUGGCACCAGCGAGCACAUGGGCAGCGCCAGCAAUGCCCUUAAGUCCGUGGUGGCCAAGAUGAAAUGUGAAAACAACAGAAUGCUGCGCGAGAAUGGAGAGGAAGAGGAGGAAGAGGAAGAAGAGGAGGAGGAGGAGGAAGAAGAAGAGGAGGAAGAGGAAGAAGAAGGAGAGGAGGAAGAAGUGCAAAAUGGAGAGAGGGCUGUUCGACGAAACAACAGCUACCACUUUGGCUUGAACCUUGAAGCCGCACGUCAGCAUGAAAACAAUGGUGGUAUCGGAACCCGACUGGGAGGGAUGACCGAUGAGGGGUCUGUUCCACGUUCGCUCCCUGAGGUCAUGCAGGGAAUGGGCCUUGCCGCUAGCAUGCAGCAUUUCAGCGAAGCCCUCAACGCACACAAACGCAACGCAAUCGCCCAGGAGAACCACCUCCACCACCACCUUAACAGAGGACAUCCACAAAAUCGGGAGAUGUGCGAUUCUAACUCCAUGCCGGAAACAAAUCGCGGCGAGGAGGGCUCGCUCUUGACCGUCAACGGACGCGGAGCAUCCCCAAACGAAUCUGCCUCUGCCUGCCUUUCGAAAAAACUGCUUAGCCCGAGUCCACUUAGUCCUUUUUCCAAACGCAUCAAGCUGGAAAAAGAAUUUGACUUGCCUACUCCCACGAUCCCCAACACGGAAAACGUCUACUCGCAGUGGCUCGCUGGCUACGCUGCUUCUCGACAGCUCAAGGAUCCUUUUCUGAACUUCGGGGACUCCAGACAAUCGCCCUUUGCCUCUUCAUCCGAGCAUUCCUCAGAGAACGGCAGUCUACGAUUCUCAACUCCUCCGGGUGAACUUGACGGUGGGAUGUCAGGUCGCAGUGGUACGGGAAGCGGGGGAAGCACACCUCAUCUCGGGGGUCCCGGGCGGCCCAGCUCCAAGGAUGGCCGAAGGAGUGACACUUGUGAGUACUGUGGCAAGAUAUUCAAGAACUGUAGUAAUCUGACCGUGCACCGGCGCAGCCAUACGGGGGAGAGGCCGUACAAGUGUGAGCUGUGCAAUUACGCUUGUGCCCAGAGCUCCAAACUUACUCGUCACAUGAAGACCCACGGUCAAGUGGGCAAGGAUGUGUACAAGUGUGAAAUCUGUCAGAUGCCUUUCAGUGUCUAUAGCACCUUGGAGAAACACAUGAAAAAAUGGCACAGUGACCGUCCUUUGAGUACCGAAAUAAAGUCAGAGUAGAAGGCCGAACAAUGGGACCUUCCCCCCCCGCAGCUAUCUGCCAUUAACUACCCGUUUAUUCCAAGACUCUUGCAGUUUUUGCCCCAGCCCCAAAAACUCCACUUUCACCAGGCUGGUGGAAAGUUAAGACCAUGUGCUCUGCACCAGCACACCCCGUGUUCAUUACCCAUUGAAUGCAUGAUCUGUAUCGGGGCAAUACUCUUGCAUUGAGGCAAAACUUCAAGCCUUUUUCUUGUGCAAUAAAUUACAUGUUGUGUACUAUUUUAUUUUUUGAGUUUACCGUUUUCAUUUCGAAGAAUUUGUCAGCAUGCAUAGUAUGUUUUUGUUAAUCAAAAACAAAACAAAACAAAAAAAAGAAAUGGAAAAAAAAAAGAAAAGAACUUGUCCCUGGUUGGUUACUUGUUUAGUAAAUGUGUUGCUGUUUUUCUCUUGUUAUGUUAUUUUUCUUUUUAUUCUUCAAAAAGAGAAAAGGCAAGAAAGAUACAGUAUACCCAUGCUGCAUAUACCCUGUAACACAUAUCAUGUACAGUUUUGAGUUGUUACAUGGAAAAUGACCCACGUCUGGAACCCCUGGAAAUGCACUUAUCCGGAUCUUUCUAAAAGACGCCAUGUUCACACAGGGUUAAAAAAAAAAAAUACGAAAUAGGUUCGACGAGUAAAUAAAUAGCAAUGACGGUCAAAUUUCAAUAACGCAAGGGUGUGCAAAGACAUCAAAUUGUACUAUCAUUUGGUAAGUAAGAAAGAGUGCCUUUGAUAUUUUAAGACUACAUUGGCCAUAAUCUUAUCCCGAAUAAGUUUUGGGGGGAAACUAGGCUGUUGAAACCACCAAGAAAAGGUUCUUGCAUCAAGCACCUGCCUGCCCCAGUGGACUGUGACACCUCAUAAUCAAAGCUUCACUUUCUAGUUACUGACCAUUCAGCUACCUAGUACAUGUUCAAUGGGCUUCGCUUCAGAAUGUGGAUUUCAUAAGGAGCAUGGUACGACCAGUGUUGUGGAUAUCUGAGUAUUUCUAGUUCCGUUUCUGAAAAUGAGCUACUUUUAAGAAGGAAAAAAUAAAAAUAAAAAUGCUAAUCUGUAACGUACAAUCCUGAACUUGAGGGAUACCGGUGAUAUUCGUCCGAGUUAGCACAAACCUGCAACGCUGCUUUGAUUUGUGGUGUGUGGAAUGACACAUUAAAAAAUGCGUGACCCCCGAAAGAAACUCGAGAAACAUUGAAAUACCUUGAAGUUAGUCAGAGAGAAAGCUACAACAAACUUGAAUAUACACACAGUACAUGUUACGGAGAUUGAAAGCGAUUAUUUCUUCAAAACAGGGUCCGUGACAGUGAUCUUCAGUCAUUUCAAAAACCAAAUCCAUCAGUACGCACUGGCUCUUUAAAAAGAGUGAAAUGUGAUCAUUUUAAUCAGUAUGCAUAGGCAAAUGCAGAGCAAAUGUUUCAUUGCUUUGAAAUCCAAGAGGAGAGAUCUUUUACCAGUCAGGCAUUUGUCAUUCAACCUGGAAGUACCAUCAUCUCUUUUGCAUUGUUCCACACAUUUGGAGUCGUGGUCGAAAUAUUUCAUUGUAACAAAAGACAUGAAGUGCACUGUUUCAAAUUCCAAGUUUAAAAGUUUACGGUGAAGGGAGAAAAGCGUCCGACUGGUAAAAGCAGUAAAACACUCUGUCAAGAAAUCAUAAAAAUAAUAGUUACUCUUCACCUCCUUGCCAGGUUAAUCAUUUGUUAAUGUGUCUGCUGGGUUUAAAAAAAAAAAGAAGCAAAAACAGUCUUUCAACAAGGUUUGGAUAUUUAAUGUACAAUACUCGGAGAUCUUUUCAAAAAGGACUCUGGGCCCACUGGCAACUGUAGUGUUGACUUUGGUGAAGAGCUGCAUUGUUUCAUUCUUGCCAUGGAUGUCUUGGAUAAUCUCUGAUUUUGUCAGCUGGACGAUAAACUCAAUUUGUGAUGUUCACACUUUUGUAUAAAUGUCCCAUUAAUUAUAAGGUAUGGAAAUAAACUUUUAUUUCUUCCCGGAAAUAACACUUCACUGUCUUUUCGGGCAAACUGUUAAGUUUGUUGUCGUUUCUCUUUUCCUCAGCGUCUUGGUAAUGUUCAAGACUUCGAUCACAGUAUAUAUGAAAUGAUGAAAUAGAAAAGGGAAAAAAAAAAGCAAACAAACAAAAAAAAAAAUCUGUGAUGGUUUUGUAUUUUAUUUUGCCUUGGCUCUUCACAGCUCUUCAGGUUGAAAUACAAUUUGCAUUGGGGAAAUGAUUAAGAUUAUAUAUAAAUAUAUAAAGAACUUAAAAUAUAGGAAAAUACACGUACAUGUCAAUUCCUAUGCUUAAACACAUUUAUGGUUGAUUUUUCUGUAUUUCUAGAACUGUAUUUGAAUUCAAUGUUCACUUAGAGUAGGCACUAUAGUAUUUAUAUUGAGGCUCGUAUUUUUAACUGUUGCUUGUUCUCUCUGAAAGGUACCAUACCUUUUUUGGUAGUGGAAAAAAUCCCAAGCUGCCACGGUAUAUUUUUUUAAUUUGGCAGGAUAAUAUAGUGCAAAUUAUUUGUAUGUUUAAAGAGAUAAAAUGAAAAACCUUUCACAAAAAAAAAAAAAAUCAGCUAAAGUGUGUGGCAUUGGGAGGCAUUGUCGGCCAUAUGAUGGCCACUGCUUUUUCCCCAGUCCACAGAGGUCGUUGUACAUAUCUUCUUUGGUUUUUGGUUUCGACCCUCCUUCCAUCCUGCUGCCACUCUUGUAUGAUUUCAUACAAGCUGACAUUGGCCUGUUUUGUUGUGCGCGUUUGUCUCUCUUACCGUACCUGACAACAUUCCAACAAGUAGAGAGAAAAAUAAAUCAUAUGCAGUACAUGCAGUACAAAAAAAGUGUCAAAGUAAAUAUGUUUAAAAAUAAUUCAAUGUUUUGCAGUUUUUUUUUUUCAUUGCCAAAUACAAAAUGGUGCUUUCUAUUCGGAUUGGGUACACAUUCAUAUGCCAAGCAUAUUUAAAAUUGACCUGGGAGACGUGGAGAAGCCUGCUUAAGUUAAGAAUUUUUGUAAAUGGCAAUGCGGAAUAUUUUGUUAUCAGCCUUUUCUAUUCCUGUUCUGAGAGCUGUUUGUUGUAACUUGAACUUGAACUUUUAUCUUUUACAAUGGGAGUUGCUAUUUAUUAUCACCUAUAUGCUCUGUUCAAAACAGAGACAUGGGAUGGAUCCUUGUUUUGACUUAAUUUUAUUUUAUAUUUUUUGUCAGAGUAUAUCAUUUAUUUUGUAUUUGUGGCCAAUGGUCAUUUGACAAAUCAAGCUCUUUAUUAAUUUCUGUUGUAUAUGUAGUACCUGUUCAGUUGUAUUAAGAAAACCACUGUCUGUGUUUUCUGACAGAUGUCUGCAUAAUCCUGUUCACACACCCAUUUUGUCCCUUUAUCAAAAAAAAAACAGUUAAUAAAAAAAAUGAAAGUA